Gorilla gorilla gorilla (western lowland gorilla) is the source of this 2302-nucleotide messenger RNA. It is a transcript of the gene ABTB1, whose product is annotated as ankyrin repeat and BTB domain containing 1. Bases 484 to 1860 code for a protein of 458 amino acids. The transcript has 12 exons. The record is from RefSeq and is a predicted model, not a curated record. Gene Ontology annotation, molecular function: protein binding. Gene Ontology annotation, cellular component: ubiquitin ligase complex; cytoplasm. Lineage: Eukaryota; Metazoa; Chordata; Mammalia; Primates; Hominidae.
GUCCCGGGGAGGGUGCGGGAGGUGGCCGCCCUCGGAACGCCUCGGGCCCUGGGACGGGCGGCUGGGCGGCCGCGGAGAGGCGGGCGCCUCUGCCGGGUCACAGCCCUCGGAGCGCCCCCGCGGGGCAGACCACCCGGACCCCCGCCGCAGCCCCCCAGCGGAAGCGCGCUGGGGCGGGGACACUGAUGGCCAUUGACCCCCGGAGGGCUUCCUGUAAGAAGGGACUGCUCCGCGGAGGCCCGAAGGCGCAGAAGUGGGCGGAGAGAAAGGCGGGCCACUGUUCGCCCUGGUAGGGCCCGGACGUCAGACCCCCUGGGCGCAGGGCGCGGGUAUAGGCCUGGGACUCCAGACGUGGCCCCUUUCUCUCGUGCUCUCUGGACCUGGCGCGGGGAACACCUAGAGCCCAUAGUCGGCCUCCGGUCCCUGAGGAUUCGGAAACUCCUGACGCAGCUAAAGUGAAUCUGGCGCUGAGAUGUCGCUUCCAUGGGCCGGACGCGGAGGGAAGGGGUGCCCAGUACCUGCUGGAGCAGCGAGACGUGGAGGUACUAUGCCUGCUUGUGUGGGCACGAGGAGCUGGUACUCUACCUUCUGGCCAAUGGAGCCCGCUGCGAGGCCAACACCUUCGAUGGUGAGCGCUGCCUCUAUGGGGCACUGAGUGACCCCAUCCGCCGGGCUCUACGCGAUUACAAGCAGGUCACGGCUUCCUGCAGGAGGCGGGAUUACUAUGACGACUUCUUGCAGCGGCUUCUAGAGCAGGGCAUCCACAGUGACGUGGUCUUUGUAGUACACGGGAAGCCAUUCCGGGUGCAUCGCUGCGUCCUGGGUGCACGUAGUGCCUACUUUGCCAACAUGCUGGACACCAAAUGGAAGGGCAAGAGUGUCGUGGUUCUCAGGCACCCACUGAUCAACCCCGUGGCCUUUGGGGCCCUGCUGCAGUACCUGUACACAGGCCGCCUGGACAUUGGCGUAGAGCAUGUGAGUGACUGUGAGCGCCUGGCCAAGCAAUGCCAGCUGUGGGACCUGCUCAGCGACCUGGAGGCCAAGUGCGAGAAGGUGUCUGAGUUUGUGGCGUCUAAGCCAGGCACGUGUGUGAAGGUGCUGACCAUCGAGCCCCCCCCUGCAGACCCCCGCCUCCGGGAGGACAUGGCGCUGCUGGCCGAUUGUGCCCUGCCCCCCGAGCUCCGGGGUGAUCUUUGGGAGCUUCCCUUUCCUUGUCCUGAUGGCUUCAACAGCUGCCCUGACAUCUGCUUCCGAGUGGCUGGCUGCAGCUUCCUCUGCCACAAGGCCUUUUUCUGUGGCCGCAGUGACUACUUCCGGGCCCUGCUGGAUGACCACUUCCAAGAGAGCGAGGAGCCAGCGACCUCAGGGGGCCCCCCAGCCGUCACCCUGCAUGGCAUCUCACCCGACGUCUUCACUCACGUGCUCUACUACGUGUACAGCGACCACACUGAGCUGUCCCCUGAGGCAGCCUAUGAUGUGCUGAGCGUCGCCGACAUGUACCUGCUGCCAGGCCUGAAAAGGCUGUGUGGCCGCAGCCUGGCUCAGGUGCUAGACGAGGACACUGUGGUGGGUGUGUGGCACGUGGCCAAGCUCUUCCGCCUGGUGCGGCUUGAGGACCAGUGCACUGAGUACAUGGCCAAGGUCAUUGAGAAGCUGGUGGAGCGGGAGGACUUCGUGGAGGCGGUGAAGGAGGAGGCAGCGGCUGUGGCAGCCCGGCAGGAGACGGACUCUAUCCCGCUGGUGGACGACAUCCGCUUCCACGUGGCCAGCACGGUGCAGACCUACAGCGCCAUAGAGGAGGCACAGCAGCGUCUGCGGGCACUCGAGGACCUGCUCGUGUCCAUCGGUCUGGACUGUUGAGCCCCUGGCUGGGCAGCCCCAGGGGCCAGGAGCUCUCUUGGAGACAAGCAUGUGUAUGCGUUUGUGUGCAGCUCUUCUUCCUGCUCCCUGCACAUUGAGGGCUUCAUGGGGGGUGCAAGGGGCUCAGUGGGGCUUCUCUUCCCUCCAUGAGCCUGGAGACCCCAGGGAAGGAUCCAUUUGGGAUGAGCCCCCUCCCCCCAAUGCACAGGUCAGCCCCCAAGACCCUGGGGGUGGGCAUCACUCAGGGAAACCUGGGGUGGGGGUGGGCUUUGGUCUUAGCACUUUCCUUCUCCAGAUCCCCCCUACCCACCCCAGUCCCAAAUCCAGUCCUCUGGCCCUUGCAUAGCCCUGAAUUGCUUCUCUAAGCUGGUGUUCCCAUGCACAGGGCCAUUCAGGAAGGGCUUGGGGAGUGUGUGUGGCAAUAAAGCUUGAAGGCACCGUG